Molecule: messenger RNA, 708 nt
Organism: Ixodes scapularis (black-legged tick)
Lineage: Eukaryota; Metazoa; Arthropoda; Arachnida; Ixodida; Ixodidae
Exons: 5
Coding region: 1-708 (235 amino acids)
Source: RefSeq, a predicted model, not a curated record
AUGGUGCGAAUUGCGGCGAGCUGGCUCUUGGUGGCCUUAGGCAGCGCGGCCGGGCAGUUCAGGGACGAUGCGAGCUGCAGCGAUCACGUCAUCGACUCCUGCGGCACAGAUUUCCUCGUUUUCUCCAAGGCCUCGCAGCUCCCCGACACCCCGGAGAAACUGGCCGCCAGCUGCACUGAAGAGCUGAAAAGCCUGAGCUGCGCCAAGGACUACGCCAGUCGCUGCCUCUUGGGGUUCACCCGUGGCGCCGCCCUGGUGGCUAUCAACGCCGUUCAGGAGGAGGUCGAAGGCAAAUGCGACUCGACCCACAUCUUGCACAGACGGUACUUCGAGCACGUGGGCUGCAUGAACAAGGCCGGCCCCGGCAUCCACGCCUGCGUGCGACGCUUCCAGGAAGCCCUCUUCAUCGCGGCGUCCAAGGCGCCGCGCAAGGUCAAGGUCCCUCACGCCUGCUGUGAGUACUCGGAGUUCUACGAGUGCACAGAGCGGAGUCUACGGGACAACUGCGGGGACCCCAAGACCAUCGAGCACGUCCAGGACACGGUGUCCAACGUGGUCGGGGACCUGCUGAGUAUCGUCUGCGGACGUUACCAGCGGGGCUCGGCAGACUGCCUGGCACUCGGCAAGCUGCCGCCGCUGCCGGCCAACCAGACUGUGCCCAGGAACCUGAUCUCGCCGCUCAAGGCCAUAGUGCGCUCUCUCGGAUGA